Elaeis guineensis (African oil palm) is the source of this 1058-nucleotide messenger RNA. RefSeq lists its product as uncharacterized. NCBI's taxonomy places the organism in Eukaryota, Viridiplantae, Streptophyta, Magnoliopsida, Arecales, Arecaceae. The record is from RefSeq and is a predicted model, not a curated record.
CCUGAAGGCUGUGCCAAAAUAGCUUGGCUUUGGGAAAGGAAGGGAAGCUAUUUUCCCCUUCUUUCCUGAACCCGGCGAUGAGCUCCGGCGACCGGCUCUGGCUUCCCGCGGUGAAGUUUACCGGCCCCGCUGGCCCUCAAGCCCUGACUGUCCGACUCGAGUCCGACGGCUGGAGCUCCGAGAGCUGACAUUGCGUCCCAGGUCUUGCGACUGGUCAAUGGGAAGAUCCAAGGGUGGCGCGACGUCGAGAUACCGGUUUCCAGCAUCCGAUGAGGCCGGUGGCGACCACAUCGAAUGCUCCGGUCGCUCGUGCCGGUCAUGCAUCGCGGUCCUUCUCGCCGACUGCAUCGCGUUGGGCUGCUGCCCGUGUGCGGUGGUGAGCUUGUUAGCCUUGGCCUUGUUCAAGGUCCCUUGGGUGGUGGGGAGGAGGUGCUUGAGAUCAUUGAAGAAAAGGAGGGGGUUGAUGAAAAAAAGGGUGAGAGAUGAGGGAGAGGGAGAGCAUGGUGGAGAGAUGGGAAGAAAGAGGAUCGAGAUGGAUAUUAUGGGGAUGGGGUUGGGAGACGAUAGGAAUAUGGGAAGUUCGGAUUUUGGGUUUGGGGAUGAGAGGGUGUGGGAGGAGUUGUAUGAGGUUGGGCAUUGGGGGUUUGGGAGGGUGUCCUUCUCGGGAUUGCCAGGGGAGGGACCUUUAGGGAAGGGAGAUGGGAUAUGCUGCUCAAAAUGCCCCUGCCAUUUUAGGUGUAGCUGACACUUGGAAGAUGAUGAUGGUGGUGGUGAUGAGUUUGGAAAGUGUCGCUAACAAGGGAGGGGCGCGUGAAUGGCGUGGUGGUGUGGGUUUUUUGCUGCUGCUUUUUAUGCGAAGUCAUGAAACUUGUUAAGAGGGAGUUGAAAGAUGCCUCACAUCACAUGGGUCUUGAUCCUUUUGCUUCUAAUUCAGAAACUUCUGCGACUUGUCUAUUAUUUUUUUUUUCAAAUGUAUUCAAUGGAGCUGGAUGUUCUUCACUGUAGAUUGUGACAAUGGUUCUGCUUGAUUCUUGUCUUUUCAUGCUCUUGGUUGUGUA